This is a messenger RNA of Podospora pseudocomata, 4415 nucleotides long. RefSeq names its product SEA (Seh1-associated) complex subunit (gene RTC1). The transcript is spliced from 2 exons. Gene Ontology annotation, biological process: positive regulation of macroautophagy; positive regulation of TORC1 signaling. Gene Ontology annotation, molecular function: protein binding. The coding region runs from base 327 to 4415 and encodes 1362 amino acids. The record is from RefSeq and is a predicted model, not a curated record. NCBI's taxonomy places the organism in Eukaryota, Fungi, Ascomycota, Sordariomycetes, Sordariales, Podosporaceae. Gene Ontology annotation, cellular component: GATOR2 complex; vacuolar membrane; cytosol.
AUCUGCAGCAGUCACAGUUGAAGCUGUCGCAAGCAACACCUCUCAGACGGAACGGGGGCAUCACCAGCGAAACGGGACGCGCCAACGCUGGGCUCAGGCACAGCACACAGCAUCUUCCACACCGUUGUUAUCGAUAUCUAGCGCGCGUCUUAUCAGCUCUCCACCAGUGCCUAUCCCGAAUACCUCCCUACCCACCUACCGUAGCUACGUUAGCUACCUGAACUGCCCUGUCCUCCCUCGAAUGCGAUUCUAUACUCGAGAACAUAUACAUCUCCCGUGAUCCCAUAAUCAUGCCACCGUGAAUCGAGGAAAAGCCCCCCAUUGCCAUGUACCACAACCAGGGCAAAAUCAUGCGCAAGCUACUCAGCAAACAUGCGACAGACUCGCGCGAGUCCACGGCCUCGGCGACUGUCACCAGCUCUCCCUCCAAUAACUACCGACCAAUCGCCCCCCAAAAUGUCAGCUACAAGACGGGUGCACCCCUGUCCUGCCUGGACCAGUCGCCUGACGGGAGAAGCGCUGUCCUGGCCAGCCACCAUGUGCUGAAGCUGAUCAAGCUCGACGGUGGACUUCGAGUACAAGAGGAAGUCGACUUGCGCGCAAUCCUGACCUCGCAGCCUGCGCACCGUAACAAUGUUCCUACUGGUGCCGUGGCCGACCAGUUGUCUAUCCAGGAUGUCAAGUGGGGGAGUGUUAUCAACAGGGAAGUCCUCUUCACGGCCUGCACCAGCGGCAUCAUCUUUCAGUACGAUGUGAACCGGGCCAAGGCUACAAGGGUCGGCGCGCCUCUUGAAUUCAUCCAGAUGCGGGAGGACUCUCGCCAGGUCAACUCUCUCGACUUGAAUCCCCAUCACUCUUCAUGGCUCUUGUCUGGAAGUCAGGACGGUCUGUUGCGGUGCUUCGAUGUGCGCACGCCUGUUAACACCAGGACGUGGCCAACAUACCGUGCUCUCCAAUCCUUCAAGUCACACGCGGAUGGUGUCAGGCAUGUCCAGUGGUCGCCCAAGGACGGCUUCCUAUUUGCCUGCGGGACAGAGCAAGGGAUGGUGCUGAAGUGGGACAUGCGGAAACCAAGCUCCCCUAUUCUGAGGAUCAAUGCCCACGAAAAGGCCUGUACCUCGAUUGCAUGGCACCAGGAUGGCACCCAUCUUGUCAGUGCUGGGCUGGAUAGCAAGUGCAACAUCUGGGACAUGUCCAAGACGGACAAGAGACAGAAGCCAAAGUAUGUUAUAUCAACACCUGCCCCCGUUGGCUCACUGGCAUGGCGGCCUGGCCAAUGGUCGGCAACAGUACAGGGCAAGCGGGCCUCGCAGCUCGCAGUGUCCUACGAUGAAAGCGGCAUGAAGCGGUUUGGCAUGAAUUCAGUUCACAUCUGGGACCUCGCUCGCCCUACCAUGCCCUACAAAGAAAUCCAGAGGUUCGACUACGCACCCAACUCCAUUCUCUGGCACGACCAAUACCUCCUCUGGACCGCUGGCCGUGACGGCUUCCACCAGUGUGACGUCUCCUUUGCGCCCAAGGUCAUGGACCGCCAAACAAUGUCGGCCUUUGCCUUUUCCUCACAAGGCGAGGUCGCCAUGUGCUUGGACGAGCGACCUAUGCCCACCCGCCCCCGACCCAACAUUGUUCACCAUGACAAUGCUUCCACUCACGGAGAAACAUCUUACAGCUCGAGCCCCACUACUCCAAGAUUCAGCGUCAGUCGCAGUGAUUCCGAGGAUGACGCUGUUGGCAGCUUCUUGGGCCCCAGCCAGCCAGGCAACGGCAGCCGCAAACGCAGAGCGAGCAUGCGAUCUGCGAAUAACCUCAGCACCACACCACCUGUUGGGGCUUCCAUGGGCGAGACACUGUCACUGGAAGACACGAUCGAAGUGACGGGUACAUACCAGCCAAAUCAAGCCAUGGCCAUCGGCACAUAUCCGGGCCCUACCAAUGCUGAGGUAGAUGUCUAUCUCAGCCUCAACUACCUCCAGGCCAUCCAUCUAGAGCUACCUUACAAACCCGGUGGGCCGUCUUUGCCAGAGCGGAUGACGACCAUCUUGGACCACUUUGCCAAAGCUGCCGCCAGAGUUAGGCUUUCAAGACUGUCACACACCUGGAUGAACCUCCUCUUCCUGAUCAAGCUUCUCCUCGAGCGUCGCGCACAGUACCACCUCGAGUUUCGGAUGGACAAGUACCAAAACUCAACCAUCAAAAAGAAAGAUGCGGCUAGACAUCGGUCACUGGGCAAGCUCCGUGCCGAACUACCCAGCUUUGGGAUUGGCGGGGAAGCAAGCCCACGGAAGAUGGCCUCUCUGGCAAGUUUCGACCGGGUCCUUCAUCCACGAUCACUUUUAUCUGAAGAGCUCGAAAGCACCUCCAAUCAACCUACCCCGCUGGCUCGCCCGGUUCCCGAUACACAAGUUAUCCAGAUUGAUGACAAUGGGCGCAAGAAGCUCACACCCAUCAUCGAACCAGAGAGCUUCACGCUGCCUCCGGCGGCCCAUUCUCGCACCCUCGAGCCCAGGCCCCGACUAGAUUCAGUGCCCCUGUCGGUCACCAGUCAUGACAGUGAGGCCACCAAUGCCAGCACCGAGGGCUACGACUUUUAUGACGCCGAGGCCCUCAACUUUCGAGAGCCCGGCUCGCCCAGCCGUGUUCGAAAGCCGCCCGUUUUGCGACAUGAUUCGGAUGAUAGUUUCACCCGACUCUUUUCCGUCUCGGACGAAAGCAGGGAGGCGACUGGCCUUGUCCGGACCUCGGACAGCGACACGUCGUCGCAGGUCAUGAGGGAGGCCAUUGUGGCCGCCAUUCGGCGCGACCAGCCAAGUGCCAGCGGAAGCGGAAGCGAAGACGGCGAAUACGAAAGCCGCAUCCGUGGCAAACAGAUCGCUGCCAGAGACUCGCCUGGCCGUCAUCCAGAGCGGCAAUUGCUUCAGCGUACCGAGACUGACAUGACAUCGUACACUGCCUUUACCGAUGAGCACCACGCCAUCACUCAGACCACCACCGACAGUUUCGAGUCGCGCUUCCCGUCACAGACAACGGAUGGCGGCUUUGGCGUGGACUCUCCAGUCCGACAGAGCGGUAUUGAGUCUCCUGGGCAGCCACAGGGGCUGCUGUCUGUCGAGGCUGACUUGUCCCCCGAAGAUGAUUUGUCCCCCCAUAUUGUAGAGACGGAUUACCUCCACUGGCCCGGCGACCCAAGCUACCCGCACUUGCUCUGGUCCUCGAAUGGAUCAUUUGGGACUUGUGAAAACUUAAUCCAACCCGAGCAGCAGAUUGCAGCCACGCUGGCCUACGAAGUUCGCAAGACAGCCCGUGACGCGGCCGCCAUCGUCCUGCUGUUCAAGCCCCUACUUGCGCCUGAUGUCCUUGACUCUUUUCAAGCGGCGGCUAUCCUCAAGCAACACCACCAGCGUCUGAUGAAGCUCCAGGCUUUUACCGAGGCGGCUCUCAUGCGCAAAAUGUGUAUGAAGGGAUGGCCUGGAGGGGUGCUGUCCAACUGGGGCGAGAACCACCCGAAUGUCAUUAGCCCGGCUCAACGAGGUGUCCAGGUUGGCCUCCUUUGUUCCAGCUGCCGGAAGCCGAGAGAGAUUGACCGAUUCAAGGGGUCAAAUGAGACCAUCUGGAUGUGUGAACGUUGUAAGGCCAGCAUGGCCCCUUGUGCUGUCUGUCAACAGCGUCAUAUCGCUCCCACGCCCGGCUCGCGGGGCAAUACGAAGGAAGGUGAUGAGGAGCAGCCGGUGUUGGCUACCUGGUGGAUUUGUCCUGGCUGCGGUCACGGUGGACAUUCUAGCUGCCUCCAGCUUUGGCAUGAAGGGUUUGAGAACGAAUGCAGUUCCACCGACCCGGAUAUUCUUGCCGAGUUCCAGAGUGAUGGUUAUUGUCCCAUGGAUGGGUGUGGACACACAUGUCUGCCCGGAAAGGGAAGGCUCGAGACAGCUGCGGCCAGGACAGAAGAGGUUGGUCGGGCGGCAGCGAGGGAGGCAACGCGCAAUGCAACCAGCAUGAAGGCGUCUGCAGACACGGAGAGCAUAGUGGGCGGUCUCCAAGGCCACCAUCAUCCUCACCCACCUCACCAGUACCGCACCACGGGAAGCGGCAAGAUCUUGGAUGACCAGCACCACCACUACCCUCACUAUCCUUCCCACGGGGUCAGUAUUUCGAAUGAUGAGCACAGCGUACCCCAAAGCAGGGCGGUAGAGAGCGUUAGGGAGUCUCUGGCCAGCAUGGGCAUCUCUUCUCAUUCUCAUGGCGGCAGCAGCAGCACAAGACACAGCACGCCAGGAGCCAGCAUCUUGAGCUCGAGCCCGGGCAGCAGGUCGUCAAUGAUAGCUGCUGCUGAUAGGGCGAGUGGCGGUCACGGUGGUGGGGAUGGCAGGGAGCGGAGGAAGAGCGUCAAAUUUGUUGCGCAGGAGGAUACCGAACAUUGA